AGCACAAUUCAAUUCACAAUUGAGUUGGCAAGAAAUAUAAAGUUAAAAUAAAUGUGCUAAUUUAGGUAUGCUGAAACAUCUUUUGGACUGCAACUGUUAGAAUGAAUAAUAUUAAUUUUCUCUGUGUAUGUCAACUCUUUUUGUUACAGACAUGGGGAAUGAGCAGUGCACCUAUUGCUGGGUACCUCUUGCUUUGGUAACUACAAUUAUGAUUAUUUCCUUGCUGAAAAAUAUUUCAUACUAUUUAAAAGAAAAGAAACAAAAAGAAUACUUUCCAGGUUACAUAUAUGAAGACAACCCUGAAAAUAGCCCAAGUUAUGGUGAAUUUAAUACUGAAGAAUCUCCUGUUUAUGACAACCUAAAUCACCGCCGUCUAGAAAUGCUAGAUGAAAGCUGCUAUGAACCAAUGAAUGCUCAACGUCACCCCUCCACCACUGAAGUACAGCAGGUAGCUGAACAUCAGAUGUGCUAUGCUUCCUUGGAUCACAGUGUCAGAAGAAAACAGAAGAGAAACAGAAAAAAGAAAUACCCUACAGCAGAAAUGGAUGAAGACCACCUUACUGUGAGCAGCUCCAUGCCUUCAGACACCUGCAUUUAUCUCAACAGUGAACAGCUAAAUGCUGAAACUGAACUGACUGAAGAUACUACACAUGAAGAGCCCUUCAGUGUAUUUGGUAUCAUUCCCACUACAAAUGAUGCCAGGUCUGUAGGGAUUUGCCCAGCAAAGUAAUUGUGGCCAGUAAAACAGGUAAUUUACUUGGAAAAUAACUAACCAACUGGGGUUAGAACUUGGCACUUAAAAGAUGAUUAAUUGGCAGAAGGAGAAGAGCUCCAGAAGCAACAGCAAGUCCUUUUCCUUCGGAGUUCAUUAUGGAUGUGUCCAAAUGAUAUAUGUCGAUUGCAGCACACUUCUUCACUCGGUUUCUUACAUAAUAUAAAUGUGUAAGUCAGAGAUGGGGAAGCAUAAAUUUAAUAUGAAUUAUGCCAGCAUCAUGAAACCAGGGAAUAUGUUGAUGUGAGGAAAAUCAAGCUAGAUUUCAUUCUUGAAGCCACAGUUAAAAAAACUAAUUGAGGCAAGUAUCAAAAUAGUGUGGUAAACCUUUUCCCAAGUUUAGAGACUGGUCCCAGUGAGUAACUCUGCUGAUAAUGCAGGGUCCCAAGUCACAUCAUUUCUUCAUUCUACUGAACUGGAACUCCAUAUUAUUGGAUGCCUAGACAGAGGAGCCUGACUCAUACAAGAUAUUAUAUGUACAGUGAAGGUGCUUGAAUCUCUUCCUUAUUAUACUGUCUCCAAAUAACACACCGGUGUAUAUACUGUGUAAUGUAUUGUUGCUGUGCAUCGUCAAGCCAUUUCUGGAUUAUGGCAAUCCUAUCAUGGGGUUCUUGGUAAGAUUUGUUCAGGGGGAGCUAGCCAUUUUUUUCCUCUGAGGCAGAGAGUGACUUGCCCAAGAUUACAUCAUCUCCAGUGCUGAAACCACUAUACUGUAUCAAUAUUGACUCCAUAAUACAUAUAGCAAGCUAUUUGACCUCAGCAGACUGAAAUCAAAAUCAAGGUUCCAAUAUCUAUUAUAGAACUCCAAUAUGCCAAUGAUAAUGUAGUCUGCGUACAUUCAGAAGACCUACAAGCCACUUCUAAAUGCCUUUGCAGAAGCAUAUGGGCUCGACCUCUCACUGAACAUCAAGAAAACCAAAGUACUCUUCCAGCAGCCACCAGCCAACCCCUCUGAAAUGCCAGGAAUAUAGUUUAAUGGUGUAAUGUUAGAAAAUGUUGACCAUUUCCGCUACCUCGGCACCCACCUUCACAAAAGUCAACACUGAUGCUGAAAUACACUGCUUGAGCUCUGCGAAUGCAGCAUUUUCCCAAUGAAGCAAAGAAUGUUUGAGGACCAGGACAUCUGUAGGGAUACUAAAGUACUUAUUUAUAAAGCUGUUGCCCUCCCAACCCUGUUAUAUGCCUGCAAAACAUGGGCUGUCUACAGACGUUACAUUCAACUCCUGAAACGAUUCCAUCAGGGUUGCCUCCGAAAACUCCUGCAAAUCUAUUGGGAAGACAGACAGACAAAUGUCAGCGUGCUGGAAGAUGCAAAGACCACUAGUAUUGAAGCGAUGCUCCUCCGCCAUCAACUCCUCUAGACUGGCCAUGUUGUCCGAAUGCCCGAUAACCAUCUCCCAAAGCAGUUACUCUACUCCCAACUCAAGAACGAAAAACGGAAUGUUGGUGGACAGGAAAAGAGAUUUAAAGAUGGGCUUAAGAUGAAAUUGCUAAACUAAUGUAUUAAUGUAUAAAAAAUAUGGUGGAUAAAAUGGAUAGGAUAAAAGAUUAUUUAGAGACAUUUGGAAGGACAACAGGUUUACAAAUAAAUUGGAAUAAAUCAGAAAUGAUGCUAUUGAAUUACACAAAAAAAGAAGAAAAGGAUUUUAUAGAACAGAGCAAGAUGGGAAUAAGAAUUAAGAAUAAAUUAAAAUAUUUGGGAAUAAUUAUAACCAAGGAUUGAAAAGAAAUGGAAGAGGAAAAUAUAAUAGUCUUAAGGGAUAAGGUUAAAAAGCAAUUAUUAGAAUAUGAAAAUUUAAAUUUAUCAUGGUUUGGGAAAAUUGCAUUAAUAAAAAUGAAAAUACUUCCAAGGAUAAAUUUUAUAUUUAGAAUGCUACCACUCCAAAUUACGGAAAAAGAAUUGAAUAAAUGGCAGCUAAUGAUAAACAAUUAUUGUAAUGGUAAUAAGAGAAAUAGGAUAAACAAACAAUUAAGGUACAGACCGCAAAAGGAAGGGGGACUAGCACACUCCCAAAUAUAAAACAAUAUUAUGAAGCUAACAGAUUAAGACUGGUUAUUGAAGGACUGAUAAGGAUGAUAUAGAAUGGUUAAAAAUAGAUUCUGAAAAAGUAGAGGAAGAUAUUCGGAAUAUAUUUUUUAAGGAUUUCACGAGAAAAGAAAUUAGGGAAAUUGGAAACCCAAUGUUAAAGAAUGUAUUAGAUAUAUGGAUUAAAUAUAAGAAAAAGUUAAUACCGGAGGGUUCAAGAAUAAUUCCAGUUAUAAUGGAAAGGAAGUUCCCAAAAAAUUUAAAAAAUAUAUUGGAUAAAGUAUUAAGGGAAAAAAACCUAGACAAAAUAGGGGACUGGAUUAAGAGGGGAAUGAAGAAGGAAAAGAUAAAGGAGGAAUUUGGGGAAAUAAAAUUGACAUGGUUCCAUGGUGUUCAGCUAGAGCAAUGGUAUAAGAAUUGGGUAAAAAAUAAUAAAGAGGGGAAGGAACCUAACCAAUUUGAACAAAUAAUACAAAAUGGAAGGGAUAUAGAUGAUUAUAAAAAAAAUGAAAGGUGUAACUGGUAGAAUCUAUAGAAUAUUGGGUGGAAUAAAAGAAGGAGAGAGAAAAAAUACCACUCUUAAGGAAUUAUGGGAGGAGGAGUUAGAGAUGAAAAUAAAUGAAAUGGAAUGGUCGCAAUUGUGGAAACAAAGGCACUUGAAAAAUUUAUCAAUAAGAGUUAAAGAAAAUUAUUAUAAGAUAAUUUGGAAAUGGUAUUUAACGCCAUUAAAAAUGUCAAAUAUUAAUAAAAACCAUCCAAAAAAUUGCUGGAGAGGCUGUCAGGAAGUGGGAACAUAUAUACAUAUGUGGUGGCAUUGUAAAUAUGUUAGGAAAUUUUGGUACAAAAUAUUUAAAGAGA
Messenger RNA from Anolis carolinensis (green anole), 3656 nucleotides. RefSeq names its product T-cell receptor-associated transmembrane adapter 1. The transcript has 5 exons. NCBI's taxonomy places the organism in Eukaryota, Metazoa, Chordata, Lepidosauria, Squamata, Anolidae. Gene Ontology annotation, cellular component: T cell receptor complex. The coding region runs from base 128 to 730 and encodes 200 amino acids. Gene Ontology annotation, biological process: negative regulation of receptor recycling; positive regulation of T cell receptor signaling pathway. The record is from RefSeq and is a predicted model, not a curated record.